CUUUUAUAAAUAGCGAUGCAGAGUGAGGAUUUAGAUUCUCCACUACGCAUCGCUCACGGUUGCCAACCCCCCCCCCCCCCCCCGGCGGCCUUUUUCAUCUCCUUCUUUCUAGAGAGUAUCAUUGAUAUGGAUCUCUCCCUGUUCCGUUCUUUUAAUCUGGUGUUGAUCGCUCUCCUUCUGUUGCAGCUCAUUUGUCAAGGCGUUUCAGGUACUACAUUUAUAUUCGUCAACAAGUGCGAUUUCACGGUAUGGCCCGGAAUCCUCGCCGGCUCCGGCAGCCCUAAGCUAGACAGCACGGGGUUCGAGCUCAAAAAGGGAAGUUCCCGGUCCUUCCAGGCCCCCACCGGCUGGUCCGGCAGGUUCUGGGGACGAACCGGCUGCGACUUCGACGGCUCCGGCAAUGGCAAGUGCGCCACGGGCGACUGCGGCUCCGGCCAGGUCGAGUGCAACGGCUCCGGAGCUUCUCCUCCGGCGACUCUGGCAGAGAUCACCCUCGGCUCCGGCGGCGGUCAGGACUACUACGACGUGAGCCUGGUGGACGGCUACAAUCUGCAGAUGAUCGUCGAAGGGAGCGGCGGGUCGGGCUCGUGCGCCACCACCGGCUGCGUCACCGACCUGAAUCGGCGGUGCCCGACGGAGCUCCGGAUGGGGGACGGCGAGGCGUGCAAGAGCGCGUGCGGGGCGUUCGGGACUCCGGCGUAUUGCUGCACCGGAGAGUACGGAACGCCGGACAAGUGCCGGCCGUCGGAGUACUCGCAGGUGUUCAAAUCCGCGUGUCCGAAAUCGUACAGCUACGCCUACGACGACGCCACCAGUACGUUCACGUGUACGGGUGCCGACUAUACCGUUACAUUUUGUCCUUCAGUCCCAAGUUUGAAAUCAUCGCAAGAUUCGUCGCCGAAGACGGCGGAGGGGACAGGGUCGGAGCCGGUGGAGCAGGCGGUGUUGGCCGGCGGGUCGUGGUUGGCGAACUUGGCAAGCGGAGACGGGAGGAGAACCCACCACCCCGGAGCUCUUCAAUUUGUAUUGUCCGUUACUGUUGCAGCCACCUCUCUCCUUCGCAGAUAGAAAGAGAGAAAGGGUUGAACGUGGGGAUGCACGGACAUGAGAAUCAUGUCAGAUGAGGCAUAUGUAAAGUUUUUUUUUUUUUUUUUUUCAGUUUAAUUUUGUAAUUCCUUGCUUUUUAUGUUUGGAAUAAAGGGUGGAAUGUGAUGGGCUUUUGUGUUUUGCAAGAAA
This is a messenger RNA of Malania oleifera, 1236 nucleotides long. RefSeq names its product thaumatin-like protein 1. The transcript has 4 exons. NCBI's taxonomy places the organism in Eukaryota, Viridiplantae, Streptophyta, Magnoliopsida, Santalales, Ximeniaceae. Gene Ontology annotation, biological process: defense response. Bases 16 to 1068 code for a protein of 350 amino acids. The record is from RefSeq and is a predicted model, not a curated record. Gene Ontology annotation, cellular component: extracellular region.